Molecule: messenger RNA, 961 nt
Organism: Arabidopsis lyrata subsp. lyrata
Lineage: Eukaryota; Viridiplantae; Streptophyta; Magnoliopsida; Brassicales; Brassicaceae
Product: calcyclin-binding protein
Exons: 5
Coding region: 6-833 (275 amino acids)
Molecular function (GO): S100 protein binding; tubulin binding; ubiquitin protein ligase binding
Source: RefSeq, a predicted model, not a curated record
AAUAAAUGACGAGGUCUUCUAGUACUUUCCAGGUUCCACAAGACUCUCUCAUUGCCUUGGCUUUGUGUCUUGUAAUAAUAUACUAUAAAACAAAAUUUCGCAACCUUUGUCUGUCCAGAUUCUACGUUUUCGUUUUCUCUGAAAAAAGCUGCUCGAAGAUUAUUUCCAUGGCGGAAGAAGUUGCGCUUGAUUUGGAUGAACUCAGGCAACUCCAGAACAUCGCCAAGAGACCUCGUGUUCUGAAUCUCAUCAAUUCCGAGAUUUCCAACUUGGAGAAGCUAAGAGACUCUGCAGUCAGUUCAAGUGCAAAGCCAGAGGUCCCGGUUACUGUUCCUGCACCGGUUUCAUCUUCGGUUAAGCCGGUUUCUUCGGCAGUGAACUACGUAACUCUCGGAACAUUCAGCUGGGAUCAAGACAGUGAAAAAGUCAAGAUGUACAUAUCCUUGGAAGGUAUUGAUGAGGACAAGGUUCAAGCUGAGUUCAAGCCAAUGUCUUUGGACAUCAAAAUCCAUGAUGUUCAAGGGAAGAAUUACCGAUGUGCCAUCCCGAAGUUGCAUAAGGAGAUUGUGCCAGAGAAAUGUAAAGUGCUUGUAAAGCCUAAGAGGAUAGUUAUCACAAUGUUCAAGUCUUUCAGAGGAAACUGGCUUGACAUUCACCACAAAGAAGAUAAGAUAAAACCGAGUUUGGAGAAAGAGAAAGACCCAAUGGCUGGAAUUAUGGGCAUGAUGAAGAACUUGUAUGAAGAUGGAGAUGAAGAAAUGAAGAAGACAAUAGCUAAAGCUUGGACAGAUGCUAGGUCAGGCAAAGCAGCAGAUCCUUUAAAAGGACUAUGAAGCUUCUGUGACAUCUUUUGUAACCGAGCACCGUAUGCUUUAUGUUCUAGUGACUGUAUCUGUGAAAGAACUUUUUUUUUUUCUGUGAAAGAACUUAGCAAAAGCAAAACAUCUAUUUUUUGAGUUUA